Messenger RNA from Nothoprocta perdicaria, 1435 nucleotides. It is a transcript of the gene SGCZ, whose product is annotated as sarcoglycan zeta. Lineage: Eukaryota; Metazoa; Chordata; Aves; Tinamiformes; Tinamidae. The transcript has 8 exons. The record is from RefSeq and is a predicted model, not a curated record. Gene Ontology annotation, cellular component: sarcoglycan complex; sarcolemma. Gene Ontology annotation, biological process: heart contraction; cardiac muscle tissue development. The coding region runs from base 81 to 1049 and encodes 322 amino acids.
GGUUUUUAGAAUUUUUUGUUUAUUAUUUUGGAGAUAAUUUGGAGAUGAUUUUGGACUUCUGUUAGCAGAGCAGGUUUUCUAUGCUUGGAAAACGAAACCAGACUGUGCUAAGAAAGCUAUCAGCACUUCUGCCUUUACUCAAUUCCAUGAUGACACGAGAGCAGUAUAUAUUAGCAACACAGCAGAACAGCCUCCCAAGGACUGAAAAUCCUCAGUUUUAUCCAGUAGGGAUUUAUGGAUGGCGAAAGAGGUGCUUAUACUUCUUUGUACUUCUGCUGUUGGUUACCAUGAUUGUUAACUUAGCAAUGACGAUAUGGAUUUUGAAGGUUAUGAAUUUCACAGUGGAUGGAAUGGGAAAUUUGAGAGUCACUAAAAAAGGAAUACGACUUGAAGGAAUAUCUGAAUUUCUACUACCACUAUAUGUGAAAGAAAUCCAUUCCAGAAAGGAUAGCCCACUGGUCUUACAGUCUGACAGAAAUGUAACAGUGAAUGCAAGAAAUCACAUGGGGCAGUUAACCGGACAACUGACAGUAGGAGCUGAUGCUGUGGAGGCCCAGUGUAAGAGAUUUGAAGUGAGAGCAAGUGAAGGUGGGAAAGUACUGUUUUCUGCAGAUGAAGAUGAGAUUGUCAUUGGAGCUGACAGACUCAAAGUAACAGGCACAGAAGGGGCAGUGUUUGGGCACUCUGUGGAGACACCCCAUAUCAGAGCAGARCCUUCCCAAGACCUCAAACUUGAAUCUCCUACUAGAUCUUUGGUGAUGGAAGCACCCAGGGGAGUGCAAGUCAAUGCAGCUGCAGGAGACUUAAAGGCUACCUGUAGGAAAGAGCUGCACUUACAAUCCACAGAAGGGGAGAUCUUUCUAAACGCAGAUACAAUCCGCCUGGGAAAUCUGCCGACGGGUUCCUUCUCCUCCUCUCCACCUAGCUCCUCAGCUCCCCGCCAGACUAUCUAUGAGCUCUGCGUCUGUCCUAAUGGUAAACUUUACCUGUCUCCGGCAGGAGCAGGCUCCACAUGUCAAUCCAGUAGCAACAUCUGCUUGUGGAGCUAAAAAGACUCCAAUUUAUCCUCACACCAGAAUAGCCUUUUGUUACUAUCCCUCUGCUUCACAGUUCUGCUCGGUUUCCCUUGUGACAAGUUCGACGCUUCAAAUGGCCUGCAGAGCAACUUCUUCCAGUGUAAGCAGGAAUACAGCGCUGCCUUCCCUCGUGGUUCAUGGUACCACUCAGCGUAGAGACGGGAGUCAGAUACUCAGCAUGUAUUCUUCAUCAGGAAACCUGGAUCAUAAUAUCACCUUUUGUCCAAAAGGGAGAAUAACACAGGUGCCUUUGCUACAUGAAGUGAAGCACAUAGUUUUAGAUUUUUGCAGGACCUGGAUAUGAACUGCACAUAUAUAUACAGUACAUAUACAAAUUUGCCCAGAUUCCAAUGGUGAGA